Molecule: messenger RNA, 1041 nt
Organism: Alternaria arbusti
Lineage: Eukaryota; Fungi; Ascomycota; Dothideomycetes; Pleosporales; Pleosporaceae
Exons: 1
Coding region: 1-1041 (346 amino acids)
Source: RefSeq, a predicted model, not a curated record
AUGGCCGAGAGCGAGAUUGAAGGCCUUAGCGCAGGCCUCGCGAAUAUUCACGUAGGGGCCUCAGCCGAGAAUGCGCCUGGUCGCGCACGGGCUGAGACACCCAACAGCAUAGCAGCGACUUCAAUACAUUUUGCCGCAUCCACCGAGAGUCAGAAACCAUCGAAUCCAAUCAGUUUCACGCCUUCCAAGGAUAAAAACCAUCGGCGGGUCGACUCUCAGCAUGGUGGUAACAGCAUCCUUGAUCUCAGAUUGCAGCCUUCCCAGUCCCAAGAAGAUGUGGAAAGCGUACAUGAAAGUCUUAAGGAGUUGUCAGCGCAAAUCGGAGAGAUACACGCUCAACUUGAGGGUUAUACAGCUUCUGGGUUACUCCAACGAAAACAACGCAUCGAUAGGAGUAAUGAACUGAGAGCCGAGAUCCGACAGUGUCAAGACAAGAUCAAGUAUCUAGAGGAACGGGACAGCAUGCGAGAGAUGGAACUUGACGGGAGAACUUCCAAUAUACUCGACAACAUACACUUCGAGAAGUCCCAUAGAAGUGACCUGGUGAUGGAAGUCGUUAUGUCAAGGACGUUCACCUUUUCCAAAAAACGGUUCUGGGAACAGGGACAGUAUGGUGAAAGUCGCGACUACGCCGCUAUUGGUUGCAUAAGAAUUGGUGGACGUUUGUACAUUGCCAAAGCUGGCAUGACACGAGAGGACUUCGGCGACUUCAUCAACAGUGAUCAUUGGACCACGGAAGCUGUGCGUCUUUCCAAGAAAAUUGGUGCACCGAGACACAGGAAUGACGCGACCCAUGUAGAGCCACAAUUGAUGGCUUUUUACAUUACUCGCACACUAGCGGAGUCAGAACACGAGCUAGAAGACUUCAGCAAUACGUCAAUAUUUCCUGAUAAGAAGAGCUGUGCAGAACUCAAACGAGUCAUCAUCAACGUUAGUCAAAGAAUCUGCCCCGGAUGUAUAGGCUUUGCGAUCAGCGUCAAUCGAUUUGCGAAGAACCAUGGAUUCGAAUUUGUGCCCACAUACAAGAAAAAGGAUACCUAG